Molecule: messenger RNA, 11364 nt
Organism: Trichechus manatus latirostris (Florida manatee)
Lineage: Eukaryota; Metazoa; Chordata; Mammalia; Sirenia; Trichechidae
Gene: CREB1
Product: cAMP responsive element binding protein 1
Exons: 5
Coding region: 4915-5316 (133 amino acids)
Biological process (GO): regulation of transcription by RNA polymerase II
Cellular component (GO): nucleus; ATF4-CREB1 transcription factor complex
Molecular function (GO): cAMP response element binding; DNA-binding transcription factor activity, RNA polymerase II-specific; protein binding
Source: RefSeq, a predicted model, not a curated record
CUAGGUUCUAGAUUUGGAGAAAACUAUUGUUAGAAAGGAAGGUGAGAACUUUGUCUUUGUCCUUCUCUGUAAACAUGAAAUUUCAAGACUGGAAUGAAAACCUUAGAGAUCUUCUAAGUCUAGGCCAUACUUGCUACUCACCCAUCACUCAGUCUGUUGCCUAAUUCCCCUAUAUAACGUUUUUCCUCUCACCCAGAUGGUAGUCCAGCAUUAUUCUUAACACUUCCAGAGAAAAGAAGCUCUAUCUCCUGAGAUAACUUAUUUACAAUUAGGGAUAUUGCUAAAAUCAUCUAGUGAUCACAGCUCUAUCUUCUGAAACUGGAUUUCUACUAUUGCAGAAAGUGAAGAUUCACAGGAAUCAGUGGAUAGUGUUACUGAUUCCCAGAAACGAAGAGAGAUUCUUUCAAGGAGGCCUUCUUACAGGUAUGGAAAUUAGUAGUUAAAAGAACUCAGAAUCAAAAACAAGCAGGAAGCUCUAGGUAGUUGUAGAUAAAAAAAUGUUAGGAGACAAUUAGCUCAAGUCAGCACUUUAUGGAUUACUUCUUUCAUCUUGAGUUACUUCUUUCAAGUUGAAGCUUAUUUUAUGGAAUGAGAACAUUUCUUCCUCUGAACAAUCCUAGAUAAACACUAAUUUUUCUUCUGCUUCUCUUUUUGUAGACUGUACUGGCUGCUGUCUUUCUGUUAAAAAGUUUGAAAUACAUUUGAUAUAUGUAUUUCAAACUUAUAACUUAUAGCAGUUUUCCAGUUAUAUGUCAGUUCUGAAACCACACCAUUUAUCUACUUAGCAUAUUUGCAAACCAUUUCUUGUGCAAGGGUACUUAGCAGAUAGCUGUUUGCUAAUUUAAUAGUUGUGUCAGGGUGAUGCUUUGCUGGCACCCUCAAAUUAUAGGGGUGCCUUACUGUAGUUUUUGUGUUCAGCUAUAGAAGUUACCUAGCCUAUGUCUUGUCUCUGAGCUGGACCAAACCAUUUUUUGUAUGUACAUAUUGAUUCUGUAUUAAAUAUAUUCAGAAAGGGCAAUUCCGCGAAUUUCCCUAAUAAGCUUACUUCAGAGUUCAAUAAACUUCAGACUUCCAAUAUUCUUCCUUGUUAUUAGCUUAAAUUACUUCUGUUUUCCAAAGGAGUGAUUUUUUUUUUUUUUUUUACCCUGCUUACUUGGUUACCAAGCUAGCCUUUUUCUCUGUCCUCACCACUAAAGAUCCUAAAUGAUGAAUACCAAUAAAUUGAUUUUGAGGUCUUAAGAAAUUUUAUGAUCCUGAGUAUAUGCUGUAUGUACUUCUAGUCAUAAUUUCUUUUGUUUUAAAUACAGCUAGUGUUAGAUUUUGACUUUGAAAUAUGUCUCAGAUUGGUAUGUACCAUCUUUGAUCCUGAAGUAGAUCCAACCAGGUACUGUGAAACAAGCCACAUGGUUUCUCUUUCUAUAUUUAAAUAUAGAAAUUCUAAGUUCUGGGCAAAUCUUAGCUCUAGAGCUUAUAAAAUGAGCUUGAUGUUGAAGAAAAUUCACCUUUUAUUUGCCUUAACUGGCUUACGAACUCAGUUCUAGCAAAGGUCAUUAAAAUACUAAAACCAGAAUUAAUAAUCAAAUGCACGAUGCUAUGAAAUCACAGAUAUAUAGAGAAAAGGUUGCUUUCAUGAAAGAUAAUGGUAUCAUUGCUUACAGAGAAACCUCCUCAGUAGAGUACCAUUAUUUUGUUUUAAGUUUAUGAAUUCCUGAAACCAGGCUCUAUUUCUCGAUUAUAGCAUGGUAAUUAGCAGAAGUUCUUAUGAUAUGCUUGUGAGGCAUAUAAUACAUCAUAAUACAAGAUGGAUUUUUAUUAGAACAACCAGCUUGGUAGUGAUUAGUUCAUAUGCAGAGGAAAUCCCCAAAGUGCUCUCCACUUGGUCUCAUCUGGCUUGGGAUUUUUACCAGCAAUUAAGCUGAAAAACAUAGAAGCCAUGCUUAACAAAUUUGCAAAUGACAACCUUACGGAAUAAAUUCCCUGAUGAAAGGAAGAAUAAGUAUUUUGAAAGUUCAUAGCAGCCGAGGGAAAUAGACUGAAACAAAUUGGGUAAAAUGUUGGGGAUAAUUGUUGUAAACUUUCUGAACUUGGGUUUAAAAUAAAAUUAGUUAUUCAAGUACAGAAUUUUUGAUUAAGAAUUCAUUUGAGAAAGAUAAUUACACUAUUUAAUUAUCAGCAAUGUGAUAUUGUUACCAAAAAAAGCCAAUGCAGUGUAAGGAUAUGCUGGUAAACACCUAGUGUCUAGAAUAAGGGAGGGAAUUAGAGCUGAGAUAAGUGAAAUAGAGAAUAGAAGAACAAUGGAGGGAAUCAGUAAAACCAAAAGUUCUUUGAAAGAUCCACAGAAUUGACAAAACCGUAGUUAAACUGAUUAAAAAAAGAGAGAAGACACUGGUAAGUAAAAUCAGGAAUGAAAGUGGUGACAUUACUACCAACCUUACAGAAAUAAAAAGAAUCAUAAGAGAAUAUUAUGAACAGUUAACAAACUGGGAAACGUAAGUGAAAUGGAUAAAUUCCUAGAAACAUAACUCAAGAAGUAGAAAAUCUCAACAGACCUAUAACAAAGGAAGAGAUUGAACAAAAUACUAGCAGACCAAACCCAACAGCAUAUUAAAAGGAUUAUAUACCAUGACUGAGUGGGACUUAUCCCAGGAAUGCAGGGUGGUUCAAUCUUAGAAAAUCAAUCAGUGUAAUAUACUACAUUAAUGGAGCAAAGGGGAAAAAAACCACAUGAUCAUCUCAAUUUUCACAGAAAAGGCAUUUGACAAAACCCAACACCCUUUCGUGAUAGAAGUACUGAACAAACUAGGAAUAUAAGGGAAAUUCCUCAACAUGAUAAAGGACAUUUAUGGUGUUCAUACUCAAUAGUGAAAGACUGAAAGUUUUUGCCCUAAGAUCAGGACCAAAACAAGGAUGCCCUCUGUUCAUCGCUAGUAGACUUACCUAAAAGAAAUGCUUUAGGGAGCCUUUCAAGCUGAAAUGAAAGGACGCUAGACAGUAACUCAAAGCCAUACAAAGAAAUAAAGGUAAUGACAUAGGUAAAUAUAAAAGCCAGUAUUAAUAUAGUUUUGUUUUUUUAACUAUUCUUUUUUUCCCAAUAUGAUGUGACAAAUGCAUAAAACAGUAAUUAUAAAUCUGUGUUAAUGGGCACACAAUAUAUAAGGACAUAAUUGGCUGUAUUAUGUUAUUUGUGACUGUAACAUAAAGGGGGAGGGAUGGUGCUAUAUAGGAACAGAGGUUUUUUUUUUUUCACACGAUUGAAGUUAAGUUGGUAUUAAUUGAAACUAGUUUGUUAUAAAUUUAACAUGUCAGAGAUUACUUGUGUUAGGUAUUUCCCCCCCCUUCUGUGUUUACAUUAUUUAUUUGAAAUAUGGUAAGGUUUAUUUGUUUUUGUUUGUAUUUUAUUUUAGAGUUUUUUCCCAUCCUUGCUGCUGCUGUUUUCUUUUUUUGAGGAUAUGAAACAUUAACAUGGUUCCAAAAGUCAGAAUUGUACAAGAAAGUAUACUCAGAAGCACCCUCACCCCAUUUCUUGCAUUCCUUUUACUUCUUUCCCAUCCACCUCCAGUAGAUAACCUUCCUCAUUUUAUUCUUGAGCAAAUGAGCAGAUACAUGUAUAUAUAUUUUAUUAUUUCCCUUUCUUACUUAUACAAAGGGUACUAUACUGUAAAUUCCAUCUUGUAGUUUGCUUUUAUUGCUUUAACAAUAUAUCCUGGAAAUCAUUGUUAGUUCAUAAAAAUCUUCCAGUUUUAUACCUGUGUAGUAUUCUGUUAUGUGAAUGUACCAUAGUUUAUUCAACCACCAUCCUUUUUGUGGGCAUAUAGGUUGUUUCCUGUUAUUUUGCAAUUAUAAACAAUGCCACGAUGAAUAAACCUACACGUGUGUAUUUUCGUAUUGGUGGAAGUAUAUCUUAAAGGUAAAUUCCUAGAAGUGGGAUUGCUACGUGAACGCGUGUAGUUUUGUUAGAUGUCUUCAAAUUCCGUUCCUAAGGGUUGUACCUAUCUUGUAUUUCUGACAGCAGUGUAUGAAAGUGUCUCUUUUCCCAGAGUUUUGCCAACAAGAUUAUAUUGUUGUACUUUAUUUUUACCAAUCUGAGAGUUGAAAAGUGAUAAUCUCUGUAACUUUAAUUUGUAUUUCUAUUAUUAUGACCAAGGCUGAACAUCUUUUCAUAUGUUUAAACACCAUUUUUUUUACAUGUGGAUAUAUGUGUAAAUUGUCUGUUCAAGUCUUUUGCCUAUCUUUAAAAAUCGGGUUUUCGGUCUUGCCCUCAGUUUUUAGGAGUUCUUUAUAUAUUAGGGAUAUUGGCCCUUUAUCUGUGAUUUAUGAAAAUAUUUUCUCUCAGUUUUAUUGAUUUUCUUCUGACUUUGGUUUUGAUGUUCUUUGCCAUGCCAGUAGGAUUUUUUUAAAUGUAGUUAUUUUCAUUAAUCUUUUCUUUAAUUGCAUCUAGAUUUUGAGUCAUAGUUACAACAUUUCCCAACACCCAUAUUAAGGAAGAAUUUAUCUCUUUUUUUCUUUUGUGUAUUUCAUUUUUACAUUUAGAUCCCUGAUGCAUUUGGAGUUUAUUCUUGUAAAUUCUUACAUUUUAAACUUUCAUCCUAAGUACUAAGCAACUUUCUGCCUGUUUUCUGUUUUUUUCCUAUUAUUUGUAUUUACCCAGUAUAUUUUACUUUUAUUUUAAUUAAUAUAGUGCUAUAUUUUUCUAGGAAAAUUUUGAAUGACUUAUCUUCUGAUGCACCAGGAGUGCCAAGGAUUGAAGAAGAGAAGUCUGAAGAGGAGACUUCAGCACCUGCCAUCACCACUGUGACGGUGCCAACUCCAAUUUACCAAACUAGCAGUGGACAGUAUAUUGCCAUUACCCAGGGAGGAGCAAUACAACUGGCUAACAAUGGUACCGAUGGGGUACAGGGCCUGCAAACAUUAACCAUGACCAAUGCAGCUGCUACUCAGCCGGGUACUACCAUUCUCCAGUAUGCACAGACCACUGAUGGACAGCAGAUCCUAGUGCCCAGCAACCAAGUUGUUGUUCAAGCUGCCUCUGGAGAUGUACAAACAUACCAGAUUCGCACAGCACCCACUAGCACCAUUGCCCCUGGAGUUGUAAUGGCAUCCUCCCCAGCACUUCCUACACAGCCUGCUGAAGAAGCAGCACGAAAGAGAGAGGUUCGUCUAAUGAAGAACAGGGAAGCAGCACGAGAGUGUCGUAGAAAGAAGAAGGAAUAUGUGAAAUGUUUAGAAAACAGAGUGGCAGUGCUUGAAAACCAAAACAAGACACUGAUUGAAGAGCUAAAAGCACUUAAGGACCUUUACUGCCACAAAUCAGAUUAAUUUGGGAUUUAUUUUCACCACUUAAGGUGGAAAAAAGGACUGGCUUGGCCACAACCAGAAAAACAAAAAUAAACAUUUUAUUUUCUAAACAUUUCUUUUUUUCUAUGCGCAAAACUGCCUGAAAGCAACUACAGAAUUUCGUUCAUUUGUGCUUUUGCAUUAAACUGUGAAUGUUUCAACACCUGCCUCCACUUCUCCCCUCAAGAAAUUUUCAGCACCAGGAAUCAUGAAGAGACUCUGCUUUUCAACCCCCACCCUCCUCAAGAAGUAAUAAUUUGUUUACUUGCAAACUGAUGGGGGGAAAUGAGGAAAAGAAAAUCUUUUUUAAAAAUGAUUUCAAGGUUUGUGCUGAGCUCCUUGAUUGCCUUAGGGACAGAAUUAUCCAGCCUCUUGAGCUGAAGUAAUGCGUGGGCCGCGUGCAUAAAGUAAGUAAGGUGCAAUGAAGAAGUGUUGAUUGCCAAUUGACAUGUUUUUCACAGUUUCAUUGUGAAUUAUGUAAAAUUGUUAAGAAAAAUGCCCUCUAAAAAAGAAUUUUAGUAUGGUGUUGAACAAAUGAGGAAUGAAUUUGGAGUGUUUUCUGUGUACCUUCUCUUCCUCGAUACUGAAAACUUAUCCUUGGUCCUUUAAAAUAUUCUGUACUAACUACAGCUCUUCCGUAGGUCAGUUGUUGCUUCUUAAUUCAAUUCUGUGUGUGUUCAUCAUUUUGAAUACAUUAAAAAGAAGUAACCAACUGAACGUACAAGCAUGAUUAUUUGAAUUUUAAAUUAAAUCGAAGGACAUAAAAGUACAAAGCUUUUGUUUUAGUUAGUACUAAAUUCAUAAUAAAAAGAUGCUCAUUAGUAAACCAACCCCUUGCGUAAUAUAACAAGGUUUUUAAAUAAAUGCUUUUGUCCUCACCUUCAAAAAUAUUUAUAUUGUCACUCAUUUACUUAAAAAGACAUUUCUAAUUAUACUGUUCCCCUUUUCACUUACAUUGUACCACCACCAGGAAAGCCUUCAAGAUGUUAAAUAAAGCCAAGUGAUAUAUUUGUUUAUGAAAUGUUACGGGUUGUAGAAAAAUACUGAUUUUAAAUCUUUCCCACAUUAACAUACUGUAAGAGUAUCUCAAGUGAAUUUUUUAAAUGAGUUUUAAAAAGUACGGUGUUAGAUACGCACAGGGAAAGUAAUUUUCUUUAGACACAUUUAAUGGCUUCUAUACUGCAACAUUUGGAUUGUCAUUCACAUAAAACUUUGUUUUCUCCUAAAAAGGGUAGUUAUGUUUUAGCUUUCCGUUACACUAUGUAACCUUUGUCAUGGCUACCGAUUUUAACUCCUGACUGUAACAGUCUGUAUCUGUGUGUAUCAUAUAUUGUUUCCAAUACUACAAUUAAUUACUAAUUACACAUUUUAUUCACUAAGCCUGAUAAACCUAAAAGUUAUCCUUUAAAAGAAAAAUACUAAGGUAGAUUUAAAAAAUUGGAGACUGACAGUAUUUGAUUAUAAUAUCUCAUUUGAGAAUAGAAUUACUUUUAAAAGAGUCAAGAAAUGUGAAAAGUUAAUGUUUUAUAUGGAGUUGUGGGUUUAAAGUUAAAAGUUAAGUUUGUUAACAUGAUAACAAAAUAUACAGGUAUGGGUUAUAUUAAUUAUUGGGUCCAUUUUGAAAAGUAAGACUUUUAAUUAAUAUUUAUAAAUGAUAUAUUUUUGUUUGUAACAAACCAUUAUCUUUUUUCAAGGAUGAACAAAGGUUAUGAAGGAGCAUCAUUCUAAGAAUUAAGUGAUAUAGUCUUUAUAUUUGGACAGUUCACCAGAUUCUCAAGAAGGCUUUCAAACGACUGUAAAGUUUGAUGUUUAUCCUGCUGAGCUAAUGGGGAAAGUUAUAGCAUAAAAAUUGUAUACCAGCAUAAAUAUCGAGUGAAAUCACAGAUCUGUUCACAAAGUAGAAUUCUCUCUUACUGAAUCAAAAUGUCAAAUUGAACAUUUUGAAUGUCAUGAGCAUUAUAAAUGAAAAUUGCCUGGUGUUUAGCAAGUUUUAUUCUCUAAAGUUAAUGUGUUUUUCAAAAAAUGAGGCUUUCUAUUUAAUUAGAAAACAAGUUGGUAGUCCUCUUAAUCCCUGAUAAAUCAAGGCCAUCACAAUCAUGAUUAGCUAGUUGGAUUUACAAGUUUUAAUUACCUGGUCCUUUAUAUCUUGAGGAUGAUUGCACUGGUUUGAAGUCAGUUAAUGGUGAGGUAAGAAAUGUAUUCUGUUGCUAAAUCUGUUUUAGACCGUUGAAUAGACUUGAAGAUUUCAGUUUAUACAAAUAGAAAUAAAGCAUCUUUUGUGCAGACUUUUUUAAAAAAAGAGAAUUGGAAAAAAGCUGUUUGUUUUUUAAGCAUGCAACUUUGAGAAGCUUUAUUAAGAAAACGACAUAAUAAAAAAAAAAAAAAUCUUGUAGCCAAGAAUACAUGUGGCCACGUUACCACUAAUGUUUUUUUCUUCAUAUUGGCCAAAAGGGAAUGAAAAUGUCAUCAUAGGAAUCUGUACAUAUGCUACUGAUUUGCUCUAGAAAAUAGCAAGUUUGGUAUCACUCACUUUACAAAUAUAGGGCCAUGUGGCACUUUUAUCUAUAGAACAGAUUAACUCUAAUAAAAACGAAGUGGGGAGGGGUUUAUUUUUGAUACAUUACUCUUAAUGAGUUUUCAAGCUUUGAUAGUGUUUAACUGAAAAGUGGUUUUAGAAAGGGCUAGAUCCAAUGUGUUCAUAUUAUUAAAAAAUUGAUAUCAGAUACAUUUAAGUUUUUCAAACUCAAGUACCAUAUUGGCAACAAUAAUAUUGUCAUAGGUGCUCUUUUCAUUUAGAUAUUCUUGGGGAAAAUGCCAUUUGUAUAAUGUAUGUGUACAUGUAUAUAUAUUUACACAGUAUAUAAUCUGGAGCUCUGAGAGCUCGUAAGUCAGGAAUGCUGAGUAUUAUAGUAUAUUGAGAUCAGAUGAAAUUUUACAUUUUUGUGUGUUCUACUGCAUCCCUUUUGGCAGUUUCUUGGACUGCGUUACUCCAGCACUCAUGAUUAUCUAAUAGUUUCCUUCCAAGUAUUUUUUAUUAUUGUUUUCUUUGGCUUGAUACUUUUAAAUAUGUUACUAGUCACUUGAAAACUUCCCCCCAAAAGUAUUUGGUUUUUAUGCUUUGUCUCUGGCAGCUAUAAUGGUGAGAACAUUUUGAAGAUAGACUUUAAAAGGAACCACUGAUUUUACGAAAAUCAUCCUGGGGGAGGGAUUUUGGUGUUUCAUUUGAGCAGGGAUUUUGUCUGAAAAUGUGUUUUGGUGGUAGGUCAGCAGCAGUGCUAGUAUCUGAAAGCACAAUACCAGUCAGACAGGCUGUCCGACCAGAAGUCAUCUGGCUGAAGUUUAUCUCUGUCUCUCAGGCCUAAUCCCUACUGUCAUUUUGACCAUUUGGGAUGAUACGUGGAAUCAUACAAAGGCUUAGGAAGGAACAAGUUUGUUUAAACCAAGAAGUUUACUUAACUUGAAAUGAUUUCAAUUUAGAUUUCUUCUUUUCAUGUUGAAUGUGUUUCUAAUUCUGUGAUUAGCUACAGUCAACUAUCAGAAUAUAUUGGUCUCUGAUUAUUUUGAAAAUCAAAUGCCUGCUUCAUUUUGCAGGGUUAAAUAAGGCUAAUAUCGCUAAGAUUUCUAAUUAAAAUAAGUUUUAGAAACAGUGGUUACACACCUUUUCAGUUAUUUUCAAGAGGCUUUAUUUUGUUGCCAUUAUAGCCCUGAAUACUGUUGGUAUAUUGUUUCCCAUUGACCUAAUACAAAAGUUGUAUAUUUAUUUGGAUUAUAUUUACAUUAUAUUCUUUGUAAAUGUUUGGUAUAACUUGCACUUUUUAAAAUGACCCAGUUUGGGCAUUAGCAACUUGAGAAAUUCCCUCAUCAAUUAAUGGUCAGCUGACUUUGUGUCUUUCUCCUCCCUUCAAAUCAUGUAACUUUUUUAAUGGAUCCUUUCAUUGAUUAAAAUAUUUUAGCACCUAAAGGCUAGCCUUAAAAAUAGUUUAAAAAAAUAAAUAAGAAAUUAGAUUUGACUAACCCAAUUAAUUAAAAGAUGGACUUGAAUCCUAUUUUAUUCUUUUUUCAUCAUGGAUAGAGGGAAAAGUAACUCGAAUAAUAUUUAUUUCCAGUUUUAAAUGAGACUUUAGUUCUCACCCCAACAUUAAUACUGUCUAUACCCGUUGCAGUCGAGUGGAUUCUGACUCAGUAAUGAAUUUGUCCAGAACUGUAAAAUAUUUUUUAGAGCAAUUAAUUAUUGUCAUCAUGGAAACCACAUACAAUCAUUUGACUAAAUUUCUUUCAUUUUAAAUUGGCUUUGUUAACAUCAGAGAAGUGCUGCCUAAAUUAAACUGAUUUCACAUGAAGGGGAAAGUGAAGUGUGCUUAGUAAGCCUGCAGGUGAAGAAUUGUGGGAUAAAUUUGUUCACUUGGUUGGACAAAGCACAACUAGAACUUUUCAUUGGGUGGCUUGGAUAUAUCUUGAAUAUUGUUAAUGUUGACUUUUAAAAAUUGACUGCACAGUCACCGUAUGUACUAGGAACUGGUUUCCUUGACUUUCUAGAAUCAAUGGCUAGGAGAGGCACUAAUCCUUGAGGGGUUUGAACAUAUCAUGAAGCUGAGCCAGUAUGGAAGAAAAAUUUCAAAUAAAUCAAACAGGGUGCUGAAGUUCCAUCUGUCUCAUAUGCUUAUGAUAAGUUCUUAUUGAUUAGUGAAUGUAGCUUAAGCCUUUGUAUGUGUCCUCAGGGGGCAGACAAACUUUAAGAGGGACCAGACAAUGUUUGAAUGGAGGGAUCCUAUUUCAGGUGUUUUAACUUGAAAUUUAUUUUUUAAAAAAAGAAAAAAAUAAUAAAAAAAUAGAACAAAGCCUGUGAAGCAAGUUGAUACUAUAAACAGGCAGAGUUGUUUAGCACAGAGAGAAAAUAUUGACCUAUCUGCAUUCUGGUACUGUGGGUGCAGGUCCUAGCUGGGGUAUAACAUGAUACGUGUUGAAUUAUUCUCACCAGCAAGUAAACGGAAAAUGAACAAUCCUCAGGAAAUGUCUUUGAAAAAGGUCUAACAGUAGGAAAUUCAAAUUUUACCUACUUUACACAGGCAUUAUUUAAUACUUGUUAUGGAACUAUGACAUUUUCAAGCUUCUGUCCAACUGAGGAGCAUCGCAGAGAUGUGAGAGUAAAUCUGAGAUACUUUUAAAAAUUGAUAGGGAAGGAAGAAAAUCCCUGACGUUAAUGAUCUUAUGUUCGUUGGCCAAGUGAAAUGAUCAAUCAUUGUGUUUGGAAGGUUUUAUUUUCUUAUGUUUUUAAAAUUGAAUGGUAAAUGCUUUAUAGAUGUUGUAUUUUUAUCCAGGUGCCACUCCAAUUUGUGUAUGUAAUAAAAUUAUUUAUAUUAAAAUUGGGAAAUAAUUUGUCAACAUUUUUCUGUGAGUAUAGAUUUAUUAGGGGUGGCAAAGAAGAGUGCUAGUCAGCAGUUUUCCAUGUAAAGAUGUCCCUAACUGAUUUGUCCACGUCAGUUGUCAUCCCCCUCUCCAAAGCAAUUACUUCUAACCCAGGUGUAUCACUUAAAACUUUUUAGAAACAAAAUAAUCAGGGAAGUUUCUAGAGAGAAAGGUGUUUGGUUUUUGGGUUUUUCCUCAAGGAUUGAGGUAAAGAAUACCUCCCCCCAAAACUAUCAGCACAAAACAGGGUAUUGAUUUUAACUCUGAUGUUUCUAUUGGAGUUGAAUAAUAAACAUGAGGGAAAUACAUUUCUAAUAAAAUUCCCUACAUUCUAGAAACAUCCCUGUUUUAAUUUUUUUAUCUGAAUCUUUUUGUGCUUUAUCUGUGUAAAGAGAAAAAAAACGUACUGAGUUACAAUGCAUUUUAUUAACACUGUGUACAUAUUAGCUGCUUUGUGUUCAGAAUGGUAGCAAUUGCUUUGUAUAUUGAAGUGAUUCUUGUGAAUUUGUGAAAUAUUGUCAUAAAGUGCUUUUUCUUACUGUAAUCUUUGUGGUAUCAACUGUCAUAAUGCCCUUUUUACACAAACAUUUAUGUGCAGUCACAUAAACAUGCUUUUUAAAACUU